AUGGACCUCGGUGGUUUGGAGACAGUGGUGGCAAACUCUGCCUAUGUCUCCGCCCGUGGCAGCGUGGAUGGAGCUGCAGCAGCUGCCAUGCGUGACAAGAAGAUGCGCGCCAGGCUGAAUCUCCCACACAUCAGAGAUUGUGAACACAUGAAGGCAUCAGUAGAUACAACCUUUGACAGCAUGUGUGUCAAACAGCCCAUUGGCAAGCGCUUGUUCCAGCAGUAUCUAGACAGUGAAGCCACCCAUAAAAAUACCGGAGACCUGUGGAAAGACAUGGAAGACUACAGCGUAUGCCAAGAGAAGGACAGAGUGCAGAAGGCCCAAAAAAUAAUCAAUAAAUACUAUGAGUCAUCAUCCAAGAAUUUUUGCAGCUUUCUGGAGGAGAAGGCUGUCACUCGAGUGAAGGAAGACUUCAAGAACGUCCGUGGUGACCUGUUUAAAGAGAGUGAGCAGCAGCUGCUGAAACACCUGGAGCAGAAGGCCAUAGAGGGCUUUAAGACCAGCAUGUACUUCCUGCGUUUUGUUCAGUUCAAAUGGCUGGAGAGCCAGGCUGUUGAUGAGGAGUGGUUCAUGGACUUCAGGGUCCUGGGUAAAGGAGGUUUUGGGGAAGUGUUUGCUUGUCAGGCUAAAGCAACCGGCAAAAUGUAUGCCAACAAGAAGCUGGAGAAAAAGAGGCUGAAGAAACGCAAAGGCUACCAGGGAGCAAUUGUGGAAAAGCGUAUCCUUGCAAAAGUCCACAGUCGCUUUAUUGUGACGCUGGCUUAUGCCUUCCAGACCAAGACUGACCUCUGCCUAGUUAUGACCAUCAUGAAUGGUGGCGAUCUCAGGUUUCAUAUGUACAAUGUGGAUGAAAAAAAUCCUGGUUUUGAUGAGAAUAGAGCACGUUUCUACACAGCUCAGAUCAUCUGUGGACUGGAGCACCUUCACCAGCACAGGAUCAUCUACAGAGACCUGAAACCAGAGAACGUACUGCUGGAUGAUGCAGGACACGUCCGCCUGUCAGAUUUGGGUCUGGCUGUUGAACUUCCACCAGAAAAAAGCACAACUACUGGAUAUGCUGGAACUCCAGGUUUCAUGGCUCCAGAGUUGCUCCAGAAGAAGGAGUAUGACUACUCAGUGGACUAUUUUACUCUUGGAGUCACCUUGUUUGAGAUGAUCGCAGCCAAAGGACCCUUUAGAAUACGAGGAGAGAAGGUUGAAAAUGAGGAGGUAGCUCGCCGAAUCUUGAAUGAUCCAGUUGCAUAUACACCAAACUUUAGCAAAGAGUGCAAGGAUCUUUGUGAAGGCCUGAUGGCCAAGGAUCCAGCAAAACGCCUUGGCUUCAAAAAUAAUGACUGCGAGGAGCUCAAGAAUCAGCCCUUCUUCAAAGAAAUUAACUGGGGCCGUCUGGAAGCAGGUAUGCUACCGCCACCAUUUGUCCCUGAUCCUAAAAUGGUCUAUGCCAAAGAUAUUACUGAUGUGGGCGCGUUCAGCACAAUCAAAGGUGUGGUGCUGGAUGACACGGACACUGCAUUCUACAAUGACUUUGCUUCUGGCAACAUCCCAAUCCCCUGGCAGGAGGAGAUGAUUGAGACAGGUGUGUUUGGAGAGCUGAAUAUCUGGGGAGAAGGUGGCAAGCUUCCCAAUGACCUCGACCCAAACUAUGUGGCAGCCAAAGGUGGAGGAUGUGUGCUCCUCUAA
Molecule: messenger RNA, 1680 nt
Organism: Morone saxatilis (striped sea-bass)
Lineage: Eukaryota; Metazoa; Chordata; Actinopteri; Moronidae
Gene: grk1b
Product: G protein-coupled receptor kinase 1 b
Exons: 7
Coding region: 1-1680 (559 amino acids)
Biological process (GO): regulation of signal transduction; signal transduction; protein phosphorylation
Cellular component (GO): cytoplasm
Molecular function (GO): ATP binding; G protein-coupled receptor kinase activity
Source: RefSeq, a predicted model, not a curated record